AUGGUUCACGGAAGACACGGUCACGACGAAUCCGAAGGAAAUACUUUCCUCGGUAAAGAACUCAAAUACUUCUCACAGGCAGGUUUCGACCUCGACAGAAUUCACAUAAAACGAAAUGCACCUAUCGCUUCCCUUUACGAAGAUGCCAUCCUCAACGAAGGUGCCGUUAUCUCCUCAAGCGGUGCUUUGAUAAACUUCUCAGGAAAGAAAACUGGUCGAAGUCCCAAAGACAAAAGAAUCGUCUACGAAGAGACCAGUAAAGAUGAUGUCUGGUGGGGUCCCGUGAAUAUCAAGAUGGAUGAGCACACAUUUGAAAUCAACCGAGAACGAGCUAUCGAUUACCUUAACACUCGAGAGAACGUAUAUGUGUUCGAUGGGUUUGCCGGUUGGGACCCUAAAUACCGAAUCAAAGUUCGAGUCAUCGCUUCUCGAGCUUAUCACGCACUAUUCAUGCACAACAUGUUAAUCAGACCUACAGCUGAAGAACUUGAAAACUUUGGUGAACCAGAUUUCAUCAUUUAUAAUGCUGGUCAAUUCCCCGCCAAUCGAUUCACAACAGGUAUGACUUCGACCACAUCAGUAGAAGUCAACUUCAAACGAAUGGAAAUGGUCAUUCUCGGUACUGAAUACGCUGGUGAAAUGAAGAAAGGUAUCUUCUCAGUUAUGCAUUAUCUUCAACCAGUUAAAUUCGGUCAACUCUCUCUUCACUCUUCAGCAAAUCAAGCUAAAGGCGAUAACGGAGAUGUAACCCUCUUCUUCGGUCUGUCCGGUACAGGAAAAACAACUCUUUCAGCCGACCCCAAUCGAUUAUUGAUUGGUGAUGAUGAACACGUUUGGUCAGACACUGGUGUCUUCAACAUCGAAGGUGGUUGUUACGCCAAGACAAUCAACCUGUCCGCUGAAAAGGAACCUGAAAUCUUCAACGCCAUCAGAUUUGGUUCUAUUCUCGAGAACGUAGUCUACAACCCUGCUGACAGAGCUCCCGAUUACGAUGAUGUCUCAAUCACCGAGAACACUCGAUGCGCCUACCCUAUCGAAUACAUUCCUAACGCCAAAAUCCCUUGUAUCGCCGACCGACAACCAUCCAAUAUCAUCAUGUUGACAUGCGACGCUUUCGGUGUAUUACCUCCUGUAUCUCGAUUGACCCCUGAACAAGCUCAAUACCACUUUGUAGCUGGUUACACAUCCAAAACACCUGGUACUGAAGAUGGUAUCGUGGAACCUUCACCUACAUUCUCAACUUGUUACGGACAACCUUUCAUCGUCUUACACCCUGGUAGAUAUGCCAAGAUGUUAGCUGAACGAAUGGAGAAGAACAAAGUUGAUUGUUGGUUGAUCAACACCGGUUGGACUGGAGGUAAAUUCGGUACAGGAAAACGAUGUCCUCUUAAAUAUACCAGAGCGAUCGUCGAUGCUAUCCACAAUGGUUCAUUGGCAAAAGCAGAAUUUGAAAACUUCCCAAUCUUUAACCUUGCCAUUCCUAAAGCAAUUGAAGGUGUACCCAGUGAAAUUUUGGACCCCGUCAAAGUUUGGCCAUCAAAAGAUGCUUUCAAUGCUGAAGUCAACAAACUCGGUGGGAUGUUCCAAAAGGCCUUCUCGAAAUAUGAAGCUGGUUUAUCGAAAGAAGUCUUACUUUCUGGACCUCAGCUAUAA
This is a messenger RNA of Kwoniella shivajii, 1653 nucleotides long. Its product is annotated as phosphoenolpyruvate carboxykinase (ATP). The record is from RefSeq and is a predicted model, not a curated record. Bases 1 to 1653 code for a protein of 550 amino acids. Gene Ontology annotation, molecular function: ATP binding; phosphoenolpyruvate carboxykinase (ATP) activity. NCBI's taxonomy places the organism in Eukaryota, Fungi, Basidiomycota, Tremellomycetes, Tremellales, Cryptococcaceae. The transcript is spliced from 4 exons. Gene Ontology annotation, biological process: gluconeogenesis. Gene Ontology annotation, cellular component: cytosol.